CUAUCGUGGUUGAGAGAAAACCUCUUUCAACGUUUUUACCCUCAACCACCAAGGAAAAGCGGCUUGUUGUCUCUUUCGCUUCUCGCCGACGAUAUAGGCCACUUAUUUUUCGCUUUCGCGUGAAAUUGUAUGGACUGCCAACUGGAAGACAAACGAAAAAGCUCCCGCGACGAGACCAACGGAUCGUCUUCUACGAUACUUGAUACACGAAAACGCAGCAAGUUCCGAGCCAAUUGAUUCCGCAUGACUUUGCUACGGUAGCAGCAGCGUACGGCAGAAGAGUGCGUUUCGUUGGCGAACAUUUCGGGGUGAGACGAUGUCGCUGCUGGUGUUCCUGAUAGCGGCCGCCCACUGUGUGUACACACCCUUUACCAAGGUGGAGGAGAGCUUCAACCUUCAGGCCAUUCACGAUCUGCUCUACCAUCGGGCAAAUCUUUCCGAGUAUGAUCAUCAUGAGUUCCCGGGAGUGGUUCCGCGAACCUUUUUGGGGCCACUUUUUAUAACGUUUCUCGUGACGCCCGUCGCGACGCUUUUGGAGGUGCUAGAAAUCAACAAAUUCUGGAUGCAGUAUGUUGUAAGGUUCGCGCUUGCCGGCACGGUCGUGUUUGCCUGGAACCGAUUGAAGGUCACCAUUUUGCACAAAUUCGGUGUGACGGUGGGCGUUUGGUUUAUGCUCAUUACUGCGACACAGUUUCAUUUCAUGUUUUACUUGAGCCGCCCACUGCCCAACAUUAUGGCCCUUCCAUUGGUGCUGCUUGCGGUCAACUAUUGGCUAAACCGAUGCACGAAACUGUUUGUCUUGUGCAGCGGUGCCGCUAUCGUUAUUUUUCGGGCCGAACUGGCGAUGCUGCUCGGGCUGUACCUACUGUACGAUCUGUACUACAAGCGCAUCGCCUUGCCAGUGUUUCUGCGUGUGGCCAUACCGUGUGGGGUGUUACUAGUGGUGCUGACGGUUGCCGUGGAUAGUUUCUUUUGGCGGCGGCUGGUCUGGCCUGAAGCGGAAGUGUUCUGGUUCAACACGGUUCAGAACAAGAGCUCAGAAUGGGGCACAUCGCCUUUCCUCUGGUACAUCUAUUCUGCGCUUCCUCGUGCGAUGGGCCUUUCAAUACUGUUCGUCCCGUUCGGGUUGUAUGCCGAAACGCGAAUCCGCUCGCUGGUAAUACCUGCGGUUGUGUUCGUGCUGCUGUUCUCCUGCCUACCCCAUAAAGAGCUUCGCUUCAUAAUCUACGUUUUUCCACUGCUAAACGUAGCUGCGGCGUGUGCAUGCAAUCGAUUGUGGAUCAGCAGGCAUAAGACACUUUGGAACAAGUUUUUGUCUUACAUUUGCAUCGGCCAUUUGAUUGGCAAUACGUUCUUGACGAUGUUUUUGCUGCUCGUGGCUGGAACAAAUUAUCCGGGUGGUGUGGCAAUCUCAAGAUUUCAUCGCUUAGCAGCUGGUGAAGAGCAUGUGUCGGUGCACAUCGACAACCUAUCGGCUCAGAGCGGUGUGUCUCGUUUUACUCAGAUAAAUCCUAAUUGGAGGUACAGCAAAGAAGAAAAUCUACAGCCGGGGGACGAGAUGUUGCAUCGGUUCGACUACUUAAUUGCAGAGGCGCGUGACAAGUAUUCGGAUAAUAUGCGCCUGCUGCUGCAAACUCAUGAGAUCCUAGAGUUUGUCGAAUGUUUCAACAGCAUCGGUCUGCAGUAUAAGUCAGCCUUACCGGUGAAAAUUAAAACAAAGCCGUGCAUUUUCAUUAUGCGCCGGCGUUACGACAUCGACAACAGACCAUCGCCGUGGCACACGUUAAACAAUUUCGUUGGUGACAGCUCUGGGAUGAAUAUGGAUGGUUUGAUCGACUUUGGCGAAAUAUUACCUUCGCUGACCCUGCAAGAUUCUCAAACGAUAUUUCCUGAUGAUACUGACGAGCCGGAAGUUGACGAUUUUGACGCGGAAGAAGAAGAUAGCGAAAAUGAAGAAGAGAUCUCUUGUGUUACUAAUCCGGUAACCGCAAACCUAAUACCAGACAACGAGCGUAGGGAUGAUACGGUAGAAAGAAGAAUCAAACGAAUUGGGAGAACAGGAGCCAACAAUAAACAACCAUUCCGCUCGCUAUCCGUUGGCUCACCGAAAUCAUACGCCAAAAGAGGCUAUCUCAACCAACCGUCCCGCGCGGAAGAACCCUAUGCGUCGCAGCUAAACCACAACGAUCAACUAAAUCCCGUUUCGGAAGCCAACAGCGAAGCUGAUGGCAGUCCGGAAACAGCGCGUUCGCCAACGAACACAGGAGGACACCUGCAAGCAACCAAGCCAUUGAGAAAGACGAAAACUGUGCAAAAUAUUCUCAAAGAAGAAAAACUACGCAAAUUGGCGACCAAGCUAACGAAAACAAGUUUCAGUGAGGUGUGUAAUCUUGAUAAGAUGUCGAUGAAGGAUUGUUUGAAAAUGAUUAUCGACGAAUCGGAAACCAGCAAGUUGGAUGAUUAGGUUACAGCUGGUUGGAUGUUUCUGCGCUGCGAAAUUAACAACACAUGUGCAUUGUGUACCAGGUGUAUAAAGUUAAAAUUAGCGUUAGCUUCUAGAUGGGUUUAUCGAGAAAAUUAGGCUGUCAUCGACCUGUUCUUUGUUUUAUUGCAUGGGUUAGACACCUGUUCACGUAAAUCAGUGCCCAUCAUAAGUGAUUUCACGCAAAAACGAAUAUUUUUCCUUGCGUAAUCAUAUCAAGUUUUGUGCCAAAAAAAAAAGCAUCUGAGGGAAGCUCUACUGUUUUGCUUCCAUUUGA
Anopheles darlingi is the source of this 2759-nucleotide messenger RNA. RefSeq names its product probable Dol-P-Man:Man(7)GlcNAc(2)-PP-Dol alpha-1,6-mannosyltransferase (gene Alg12). The record is from RefSeq and is a predicted model, not a curated record. Gene Ontology annotation, biological process: protein N-linked glycosylation. The coding region runs from base 317 to 2464 and encodes 715 amino acids. Gene Ontology annotation, cellular component: endoplasmic reticulum membrane. The transcript is spliced from 7 exons. Lineage: Eukaryota; Metazoa; Arthropoda; Insecta; Diptera; Culicidae. Gene Ontology annotation, molecular function: alpha-1,6-mannosyltransferase activity.